AUGGAUAAUAAUUGUUCAACAACCAAUGAAAUAAGGUUGGGUGUAUCAACCCUUAUUAUUAGUAAUAAUAUAUUAAAUAAAAUUUCAAAACCAUUAUUCGAUUCAAUUGUUAAUGAAAUGGAUUUCAAAACAUUUUUUAGAUUUGGGUCAAGUGUUUGUAAACAUUUAAGAUCAUUAUUUUUUUAUUCAAAUAGGUGGAGAGUUAUGGACCUUAGCUUCAUGGUAGAAGCACAAGAUAAAGUUAUCUAUAGACUAUGUAGUAUACUUAAUCAAUAUUUUAAUAACAAUAAUUUCAACUUUAUUGAUAGAAUUAGCGAGAAUAAUAAUGAAACUAAUGAUAACAACCAUAAUGAAGAUGAUGAAGACAAUGAAAAUAAUAAUAAUAAUAAUGAAAUAGUUGAAAAUAGUAAUAAUGAAACCACAGAGAAUAAUAAUAAUAAUGAUCAUCAUAAUAAUAUAAUAAUAAUAAAAGAAAAUAAAAAGAAUAAAAAAACAAGAAUUUUUCAUAGUUUUUAUAUUGAAACAUUAAUAAUGGAUAAACUAUAUAAAAUCACUUCAAAUGUAUUCAAAUAUAUAAAUAAUUGUGUGGCAAUGUCAAAUAUUGAAAAUUUAUCAAUUAAUGAUUGUUUAAGUAUAAAAUUUUUCAAUGGAUUCUUUGAAACACCACAUCAAAGAAAGAUUGUAUCAUUAUCAUUACCAACAUUCAUUUCAAGCGAACCUCCAAAUUAUUUCAAAAAGUUAGGUUCUUUAACUUCUUUAAAUUUACCUGGUACUGUUGAAUCCAUACAAUUAUAUAAAUACUUGGAAUCUUGUCCAUUAUUAACAAAAUUAAUGUUAUCAUAUAGGUCAAAAGAUUCAUUAUUUAAUCCAUCACUACUUGAAAAACUUUAUAAAUGUAAACAAAUUACUCAUUUAACAUUAGUUAAUAUGAUUAUUAGAAAUGAUAUAUUCAUUUCAUUAUUUAUGUCAUUAACGAAUCUUCAAGUGAUUAAUAUUUAUAAUAAUUUUCAAAUAACUGGUGGUGCAAUUAAUACCGCCUUAGAAUCCAUGCCAAAUCUAAGAGAGUUAUCAAUUGACUUUUGUAGAAAUGUUGGUAAUAUUAAUGUACACUCUGAAACUUUAAAAACAUUUCGUUCAUCCUAUACCUUAACUUGUCCUGAAAUUAGUUUCCCAAAUUUAAAUGAUUUAUCAAUAAUUGAUUGGAAUAUAACAAAAGAUAAUUGUUUUUCAAUUUUCUCAAAAUUAAAUAAACUUAAAUUUUUAAAUAUCAGUAAAACAAAGAUUGAUGAUGAAGUUUUAGAAAAUGUUUUAUCAUUGGUUGGGGAAGGUUUAGAAACUUUAAAUUUAAGUUCAAAUCAAAUCACUGAUAAAUCAAUAGAUAUAAUAUUAAAUCAUUGUAAAACUUUAUGUAAAGUUUAUUUAAAUAAUACAUUAAUUUCGACAGAAAAAGCUAAUGAACUUUAUAAACUUAAAAAUUUAUAUGUAAUAAAAAUAAAUUAA
Dictyostelium discoideum AX4 is the source of this 1500-nucleotide messenger RNA. RefSeq names its product leucine-rich repeat-containing protein. Lineage: Eukaryota; Evosea; Eumycetozoa; Dictyosteliales; Dictyosteliaceae. The transcript is spliced from 4 exons. Bases 1 to 1500 code for a protein of 499 amino acids. The record is from RefSeq and is a predicted model, not a curated record.